UUAUUAUUAUUAUUAAAAAACUUUCAAUUUCAAAACCAAAUUGACGGCUAAUUCACAACAAUCAUAACUGCAACCACCAUAGUAGUCUUCUUGAGAAACCCUCCCUUUAAUCCGUUCCUUUUUUUUUUCCCUCCUCAAAUUCUAAAGGGAUUAAGUUAAAGAUGUGGACGGAUCUACUUUUGCAAGCCGCUAUAAUUCUCGUUACGAUCUUUAUGUUCCUUGCUAUGCACGAUAUUCCCAAAAAGAUCUUCACCAAAAUCCGUUACCGGAAUCGAGCCGACUUCCAGGCGAAGCGUCACUUCGUCCUCGGAGCCCAGCUCUUGGCUCAAGCCAGAUCCUCCAAGUCUCGUUCAUCCACCGCCUCUUUAGCCAAACAAGCCGAAGCCGAAGCCGACAAAGCCAUUUCUCUAGACCGGAAAGACGCCGCCGCUUACAUCCUCAAAGCCCUAGCCCUUGAUCUCCAGGGCUUCAAGACCUCCGCUCUCGACUCCCUCGACGUCGCUCUCUCCCCUAUUGCUGCCAAGUCGUUGACUGAUAAAGAACGAGGCGACGCGCUGUUUAAACGGGCCGAGUUGAAGAUGAGCAUGAAUCGGCGCGGCGGCCGCGUCGACUCAGCUAUUGACGAUUUGACCAAGGCUCUAGAAUUGAUCGGAGAUAACGCCAAGGCUUUUUGUCUGUUGGGAGAAUGUUAUGAAAUGAAGAAGAUGAAAUCGGAAGCUAAAUCGGCAUUCGAGAAAGCUCUUAAGGUCGAGCCUACCUCAAUCGUCGCUUGCACCGCCAUUGAUCGACUCGGCUCGUAGUCAGGUCCUUUAUUUUCUUCACCACCUUGUUCUCGACGCCGUCGUUUCAGAUUUUCUUUUCCUGUAUCAUUUUGUUGUGUAUUUCACUAUUUCGAUGUUUUUAGAACAUUCUCAAUUCAAUGAAUUUGCCGCUAUUUUAAUAAAAAUAAA
This is a messenger RNA of Gossypium arboreum, 950 nucleotides long. RefSeq lists its product as uncharacterized. The record is from RefSeq and is a predicted model, not a curated record. The transcript has a single exon. Gene Ontology annotation, molecular function: protein binding. Bases 162 to 800 code for a protein of 212 amino acids. NCBI's taxonomy places the organism in Eukaryota, Viridiplantae, Streptophyta, Magnoliopsida, Malvales, Malvaceae.